AUACAGAAGUGGUCACUCAUUAGGUUUGUGGUCUUGCUUGCUUUUGUGGCUCAUAAAAACUCCAAGGUGUUAAUUUUAGUCGUCCAUAAACAGCCAAAAAGCCUUUGUGGUAGCUUAUGGCUACGCGUCUGUAAUAAAGAAACUUUUUUUUUGGUCAACAGUGUGACUCUCAGCUGUUUUCAUUUCUGCUCCUUUCCUAGAAUAUGCUCACAGACUUUGAAAAGAGCAUGCUUUUUUUGGCUAUCAGUUUCUAAAUGCUGAUCCGCUGACAGAAGGAGAGAGGAGGCACAGCUUAGUGAAUGAGAAAUCCUCCACUUCACAGCAUCAGUCUGAGUGACCUCAAGUACUGAUGAUGGGAUGAUCAGCUGAUUCACCUCACGGCUCAAACAUUAAGCAGGCCCUCAUUUAAAAUUAUUUAAAACCUUCCAGAUGGCUGACUAUAAAAGUGGUAAAAAAAAUGUUAUAACAUGUUUUAAGAAAAGCAUUCUUUAUUUUACUUAACUGAAUAUCAGUGAAAUUACUUUGGUUGAUAAAUUCAAUCAUUUAAUCAUAAAUCAUGUAAUAUUCUCAUCUAUGUAGCCUACAAAUCUGUGUUAUUAUGUCUGAUAAAUGAGGCUGUCUUUCACAUUCUUGUAAUCUGAUCAAUAAUCCAUCACAGAGCAGCAUUUUGGCGUCAUUAAUGUAGGAACGCAGCCUCAGUUGUUCACAUCAGAUCAUUAUUGACACUCCAGACCAGUAGGUGGCGGUACUGCAGUUUGGAACAUACCCCGCUAAAGGCGGAAGUAAAGUAACAUAUACAGCGCUGGUAGUGAACACACGUGGGUACACACAAGUUUGUGAAAGUAAUGCGGUAGAGUUUUCUAAUGAAACAUGUCUAAAAGGCAGAGAACAGUGUCGGAAGAAAAUGUCGCUGCUGAUGCGGGACACGCAGAGGAGGAGGUUCCGGAGACAAGAAGGACCCGCAGCGGCCGUAAAGUGCGCACUCCAGCCGCACUGCUAGACUCAGAAGUCCCAGCGAGGACCCCAACCCGGAGGACGAGGAGGUCUGUCAUCCAGCAGCUACCGGCGGUGGAUGAGAAAAACGCUGAGGCAGAAGCGCGGAGACCCGAGACUGUGGUCGAGGAGGAGCUCAGUAUGUCUGUCGAGCCGGUCCCGUGUGCUGUGCCAGAGCCGGCGGAGCCGCUCACAGAGGCGGCUGUGGACUCACCCACGAACGGCGUCAGUAGCAAUGGAGACGUUCAUGUCUCCUCGUCUGCACCAGCAGAAACGGCACCCAAAGCUUCCAGAAGCAUCCCGGAGAAGAAGCCUCGUUUGGGUUCAGGUGGAGAACAGAAAAAGGUGAUACCUCUGGGGAAACCCAAGUCAGGGAGAGUGUGGAAGGACCGCAACAAGCAGAGGUUCUCUGCCCUGGUCAGAGAUAAACAGCUGUGCUCUUCAUGGGAAAAGAAAAUGCAGGCUAAGCGAGAAAAAGAUUUGGUGAAACAGUACACAUUACAGCUCAAGGAGGAGAAAGCCAGACAGAAAGAAGAAAAGAGGAAAAGGAGAGAGGACAAUUUGAAACGACGUGCUGAGAAUGAACGCAAAGCAGAGAUUGUUCAAGUGAUCAAGAACACAGCCAAGAUUAAGCGGAUGAAGAAGAAACAACUCAGAAAAAUCGAGAAGCGAGACACGCUGACUCUGCUGCAGAAGUCACAGACGAAGAAUGCAAAUGCCAAAGGGCAGAAGAGUAAAAAGUUUGACAAAGAUCAGAACCAAAAGACUGUGAGAUAAUAUAAUGCCGCCUGUUCAGUACUUUGCCUCAUUGUCUUUUUCUGUCUACAUUGAUGUAUGGCAUUUAAAAAAGCUUGGUGUGGUAUUUUCAGAUUAACUACAGAAACUUUGUAAGCAGACAGGUAUUACUAGGUAUUACUACCUUAGGUAGCAUAAAAAUCUGAUAAAGCUGCUCUAUUUAAAUUCUGUAGUCUCUUUUAUAAACAUCAGCUGUCACGUGUCAUCUGUUUGUGUGAGGUAAAUGUUUCACAACCAAUCAAAGGACCAUCGCAUCUCUUCCAAAGUCAAUAAAGAACCAUCAGUCAUAUAAAACAGACACUUUAAAGUGGAUGGAUAUAAAGUGGGAUCAAAAAUGA
Molecule: messenger RNA, 2126 nt
Organism: Cheilinus undulatus (humphead wrasse)
Lineage: Eukaryota; Metazoa; Chordata; Actinopteri; Labriformes; Labridae
Gene: ccdc86
Product: coiled-coil domain containing 86
Exons: 4
Coding region: 871-1770 (299 amino acids)
Cellular component (GO): nucleolus
Source: RefSeq, a predicted model, not a curated record